AUGCCAGUCGAGUUCGUCAACCAUUGUCAGUUAGACCGCACUGAACCUUCUGAAAAUGAACGCCUGGAGUCACUGAUAAAGGAGCAAUACAAACUCGACUCGCUCGGUAUCUCUAAGCGCGAGACUCUAUUUAGCAAGCUAGACUCCCGUGCCGUCGAGAUUCUUGAUGCUACCACCACACGCUUACCGACCGGUAGAUAUGAAGUAGGUCUUCCGUGGCGUGACAACAUACAGUGUGUUCCCGAUAGCUGCCCGCAAGCUUUAUCAAGAUUUCUAAGCCUCGAAAGGAGAAUGAUUCGUGAGCCCGCCUUCGCUGACGCGUAUAAAAAGUUUAUUGAUAACAUGAUUGCUAAAAAUUAUGCUGAGGAGUGCGAUUCCGGCACUUAUUAUAAUCAUCUUAUCACUAAAAGCGUCAACACCAGCAUUGAUCUCAAACACGAUACCAAUUUAGGCGAUUAUUCAAAUAAAAUUCACACCUUAUCUGAUAACUUACAACCUAGUACAGUCAGUCCGAAUAAAACAGAAACAAAUUUUGACAUUGAGCUGUCAACGGCAGCCAACGCAAGUAUCCAUAGUUCCUAUAUGGACGAUUUCUUGGAUAGUCUGGACGAUGUUGACGAAGCUGCACAGAUGGCAUCCGAUGUUGUGACUAUUCAUCGUAACGCAUGUUUCGAAAUGUGUGGCUGGAAUUCUAACGAUCAGGGAGCAUUGCGUCUUAUACCGACUGAACUGCGCGCCGUCCAGCCUAGUGAGAUGUCACUUGGCAGUGAAUCAAGUAGCGUCAGAGCCUUAGGUGUUUCAUGGGAUCCUAUUUCGGACACUGUCGGAUUUAGGACUGGUUUAGAAGGUCUCAUACUACAGGGCAGUUUUAAUAAACGCAAAGUGUUGUCCCACCUCAUGAAAGUAUACGACCCACUAGGUUUGUUGGGCCCAAUAGUGGUCAAAGGGCGUAUACUGCUUCAGGAGGCGUGGAGAUCCAAUAUUGACUGGGACACACCAUUUCCACCAUCACAGAUUUUAAAGUGGAACGAGUGGUUUAAGGAACUGUCUGACGUAUCUACAAUUAGGAUUUCACGAUGGUACGCCAAGCUCAAUGGAGAACCUCUACACAGGGAGCUACACAUUUUCGCGGACGCAAGCGAGUUGGCCUUUGCCACCGUCGCUUAUUGGCGCUUAUUGUAUGCAGAUGGUACAGUCAAGCUCGCACUCAUCACCAGUAAGACGAGAGUCUCACCUUUGAAGCCCAUUUCAAUUCCUCGUCUAGAAUUGCAGGGCGCUUUGAUAGCUUCUCGCCUUGCUGUCACUAUUAAAGAGUUUCAUAAGAAAAAACCUUUACGAACUUUCCUGUGGACAGAUUCAAGAACUGUCCUCGGUUGGCUCAGAAGUGACGCACGAACGUACAAACCCUUUGUGGCCCAUCGCGUAGGAGAAAUUACAGAAAAUACGCGCGUGCAAGAUUGGAAAUGGGUCCCAACUGAUUUGAACGUUGCGGACGAUGCCACUAGGAUUAAGCCGCUUCAUCUUAAUCCUAACCACCGAUGGUUUACAGGUCCCUCGUUCCUUCUCGAUCCACCGGAGAAUUGGCCUGUUGAACCAGCUGGUCAGCCUAUAGUCCAGGAAGAGCGGAAGCAGACUUCUGGACUUGUGGUUGGUCAUCUGACAAUUACCGCGGAUUUCAGUCGUUUUAGUGACUGGCUACGAUUACUUCGUGCUACUGCUCGCGUUUUGCAAGCUGCGUCUAAAUUUCGCUCGGCUUUAGAUCGCGUAGGUCGCAUUGCUCCUAGCACCGAUGUUAGGCUUCGUCAACGUACGAAUAGACCUACGUCCACCACUCUAAUCCCCCUGACAGCGGAACUUAUGGAAGCCGCAGAAAGGCACGUCCUGAAGAAAGUACAGUCUGAAUCAUUUAGUGACGAAAUCCCAAUAAUAGAACGUGGAGAAUUGAUACCAAAGAGUAGUCGCCUGGCGAAGCUUUCUCCCAGAAUGGGGCCAGACAACUUGUUGCACCUAGCUGGCAGAAUCGUUGCCGUACAAGACGUCGGUUCCGAGAUCAAGUUUCCAAUCAUUCUAGAUGGACGACACCCAGUAGUGCGCUUAUUGGUCAAUUUCUACCAUCGCAAGGCUGGACAUGCAAACAAUGAAAUGGGGGUCAAUGAGGUUCGACAAAAAUAUUGGCUUCUUCAUCUGCGCAGUACUGUUCGAAGCGUCACCAGCAAAUGUUUGUUCUGUCGCAUCAAAAGAGCAAAGCCAAUGAAUCCGAUGACCGGUAACCUUCCUCCUCAGCGGCUUGCCCACCACCGCCGCCCAUUCACGUACACUGGCUUGGAUUAUUUCGGCCCGAUAAAUACCAAGAUCGGCCGAAGACAAGAGAAACGUUAUGUGGCCCUGUACACCUGCAUGACAUCCAGAGCCGUUCACCUGGAGCUUGUACAUUCCCUUUCUGCUGACUCCGCAAUAAUGAGCCUGCGACGGUUUAUUGCUAGAAGAGGCGCUCCCAAUAUUGUAUAUUCUGACAACGGUACAUGUUUUGUUGGUGCAGACCGAAUUCUACGCGAAUUUUAUCAGAACGAGGUCUACGAUUUUGCUGCCAAUAGAGGAAUAAAGUGGAGCUUUAUCCCUGCCGCUGCUCCUUUUUUCGGCGGAUGCUGGGAGAGACUUAUUCGCACCGUCAAAGUCGCGCUGAAUGCCACAUUACGAGAAAGAGAACCUAAUCCCGAAGUCCUAGUAACUCUCCUUCUAGAAGCUGAGGCAAUCGUAAAUUCUCGACCUCUGACCCAUGUCCCUAUUGGCCCUGAAGACCAGGAAACCCUAACGCCCUUCCACUUUCUAAUUGGCUCAUCUUCUAACCAGGUUCUGCCUGCAACCCUUGACGACCGAGACCUUUUAAGACGUGUUGACUGGAGGAAGGCGUUGAGAUUGGCCGACCACUUUUGGAACCGAUGGGUAAAAGAAAUUCUGCCAACCAUGCAACCUCGCCAGAUAGCGGAGAACAGAGAGCACGACUUGACUCUUGGCGACUUAGUCAUCAUUGUAGACCAGAACCUACCCCGAGGAACCUGGCCACGCGGCCGCGUCGUUGCUACAUUCCCUGGCAGAGACGGAGUGGUCAGGGUGGUGGACGUAGCCACAUCAGGUGGAAUUCUUCGUCGACCUUCUAAAAAAUUGGUCAGAUUAGAGGCAUAA
Molecule: messenger RNA, 3183 nt
Organism: Cydia pomonella (codling moth)
Lineage: Eukaryota; Metazoa; Arthropoda; Insecta; Lepidoptera; Tortricidae
Exons: 2
Coding region: 1-3183 (1060 amino acids)
Biological process (GO): DNA integration
Molecular function (GO): nucleic acid binding
Source: RefSeq, a predicted model, not a curated record